AUGGACAUCCCUCAACCAAAACCAGCAUCGGUCGACAAAUCUUCAGAUAUUGAAUCUGCGCCCAAUUAUAAUGGAAACGCCGAGGACGAGAGAGAUCUUCCAGAUACCAAUCAAGUCGGCAAGAAAGCCACGACCAAAUAUGAGCGCAAGAAGCUAGAAAAGAUGAGGAAGAACUACCAUCUCAGUCGGUCUCGACAGCCAGACUAUCAAGAACCUGAGUCAAAUCCUACGCUCUUUCGCACGAUCGAACAAUAUUAUAAACGCAGGCUCUGGGAACCAGAUUAUAACCUUGGAUUCGGCCACCAUUCGAUCCCCCCGUCGACCCAUCUCUCCACCGUUCUUUCGCCUGUCGAAAUUGAAUGGAGUACGCCCAACCAUGCCCAAUCCAUCCAGGCUCAGAUCCGCACCUUACCCGCGACCAGUAGCCAAUCCAUCAAACCCUGUGAAUUCUGUCAUCCUCGCACUUCGCAACGCAUCUGCACGUUCCCCAAACAAUACCCCGGCUUGAUUUAUUUACCCUCUUACCUCUGCCCACAUCAACAAGCUGACCUGGUCGACGAUUGUCUCACAAACGGGCUGCGAAAACCUAACGUUACCAACAUCGAUACGCAUUGGCAAACGCCCUAUGAGCCUGGGAUCUAUGAAUUAUAUCGCACUUGGUCGGAUCAUAACCAAAAGCAACCUGAAGAUACAGAUUCAGAGACAGCCGCCCAAUUCAUCCUCAACCCCCGAAUCACUCCCUCGAGCUCCAACCCUGAACCCGCCGAAAAGCCCUCUUCGUCGCAAGAAACCGCUAACAAAAGUCGGAGACAGAAGGUCGAUUUCGAACCGAUCAAUUCGGAGAACUUCCUAGUUGCUCGGAACGAUCGACCGAAGGAAGAUCCCACCAGUUCGAAGACAGUUGAGCCGAUACAUAUCCGGGACGUCUGGAUGAACGGCAAGCUGAGAUGGUGCACAAUCGGCUGGCAGUAUCAUUGGCCAACAAAGACGUAUCAUUUUGAAAGGGAGCCGACUCCGAUCAGCAAUCUGGUCCAAUCAACUUGCAAAAAUUUGGUCAAUCAUGUGAUUCCUUGGGACAUGAUCGAAGGUGAAUUCGAGCAAGAAGGCGACACUUAUACCCAAAAAGAUAGUUCGACUGACGAUUGGAAAACGGAUUAUAAACCAGAAGCUGGUGUUAUAAAUUUCUAUCAGUACCGAGAUGCGCUGACGGCGCACAUCGACCACUCGGAAGUCUCGACGGAUGCGCCACUAGUCUCGCUAUCCGUCGGCCAAGCAUGCAUGUUUCUGAUCUCUCCGAGCCGAGAGGAAGAGCCGUUGGCGAUCAAGCUUGAGAGCGGCGACGGCCUGAUCAUGUCGGGGCCCAGUCGUAGAUACUUCCAUGGCGUGCCCAGAAUCAUCGAGCAUAGCUUGCCCGCUUGGCUUCAACAAUCCCCUGAGCUCCUCCCUCCUUGGGCCCAGUGGUUCCAGAAAGGCGGAAGAAUCAAUCUUAACGUCCGGCAAGUCUUCUGA
Messenger RNA from Puccinia triticina, 1509 nucleotides. RefSeq lists its product as uncharacterized. Lineage: Eukaryota; Fungi; Basidiomycota; Pucciniomycetes; Pucciniales; Pucciniaceae. Gene Ontology annotation, cellular component: nucleus; cytoplasm. The transcript is spliced from 5 exons. The record is from RefSeq and is a predicted model, not a curated record. The coding region runs from base 1 to 1509 and encodes 502 amino acids.